Messenger RNA from Mytilinidion resinicola, 2345 nucleotides. RefSeq lists its product as uncharacterized. The record is from RefSeq and is a predicted model, not a curated record. Lineage: Eukaryota; Fungi; Ascomycota; Dothideomycetes; Mytilinidiales; Mytilinidiaceae. Gene Ontology annotation, biological process: DNA-templated transcription; regulation of DNA-templated transcription. The coding region runs from base 173 to 2236 and encodes 687 amino acids. The transcript has 6 exons. Gene Ontology annotation, molecular function: zinc ion binding; carboxy-lyase activity; DNA-binding transcription factor activity, RNA polymerase II-specific.
ACUCCCACGUGACUCGUUAGAAUAGGGUGAGGUGCAAACAGUACAAACUCAGGAGCGGGAAACAUCCGACCAAGAUCCGGAAACGCCGAAAAGCGCGCGACGACGUCCUCCCAUUCCACCUCUGCACCAGCCCCCGUUUUGAAAUUCUCGGGCGUAACACCCACGAUCCGUGAUGAGCCAUCAAUCUCCAGUUCCGGACGACGAGUUCCGGCAGUUGUUGCGGCAGCGCUUCCGACGACAGAGGAAUCGCACUAGCUGCUAUCCUUGCCGAACGAGAAAGGUCAAAUGUGAUAGAGAGCAGCCUUGCGCGAACUGUGCUGCAAGAGGCUAUCCUGAGCUAUGUACACUCACUCCGCGGUCCGGUCAGAGUACAAGGGGCACUCCCGCUGUUGCCCAGUCAGUUCUCAGUUUUGACACGCCCGCUUCAGAAAAGCAGAGGAUUGACGAAGUCGACCAAUCUUCACUGAGCGUUAGCACUGUCGAUAACAGUCCUAUAGCUAGCCACAGCCGCAACUCGAAUAGUCAUGUUGAAUCAAAUCUAGAAAUAUCGCAGUCUGCGCACCACGAAUAUCCCCAGACCGGUGAGCUGGGUAAUCACCAGACAGAAAGACAUUCACAAGCCCCGUUCUUGGGCCCAAAUUCCAUGCUUGCCUUUAUUCAAGAGCAAUCAACCUUGGGUCCCAAUUCUGGUACCAACGUAUCCGAAGGAAGCUUUCGGGAUGCAAUGAUGCCAAUCUUGGGAUUGCAAGAGACUGGCGCAACCUAUCCGUUCCUGCCCCCAAGUAUGGACUUCAUCCCAGACCAAGCACUGCCAGAAGAUCGCGAGGUCGUCAGACUCUUUGAAAUUUAUCGAAGUCAAGUACAUUCAUACACACCGAUCAUCAGCGACAUCGAAGAGCUUGAAGUUAAAAUUUGUACAUAUCUUGAAGAGCGCCGCUGUCGCAAACGGAAGCAGCAACAACCGGCACAUGACCGGCACAUGAUGUGGUUCGGGCUUGUCUUUGCCGUACUUGCUUCUGCCUGUCAAUUCUCUGAGGCGACAUAUGCGACGCGUCAGCAGAGAAGUCAAGCCUACGUUCGUGUCUCAUUUCAAGCUCUUCGCUUAGCCAACCUUCUUCUACGACCUUCCACCACUUGCGUUGAAGCCCUUCUAAUCCUUGGAAAUGUUCUGCAAAAUAACAUGCAGCCAGAGGCUGCGUGGAUGUUGCUAGGUAUGACUGUACGCAUGGCGCAAAGCUUAGGUCUGCAUCAGUACAAAAGCCAUCACUCCCUUCACUCAGGUAUCAACAGCGCCAAUCAAAAGCUAUGGCUCGCAGCUGUGUGGCAUGAUACUCUACUUUCUCUUUGCUUUGACCGCCCUUCGAUGACAGCGCAAAUUAUUCUCGAUGCCCCAUCGACCGUCGCCGUUUCAUACGCUGAGUCUAUGUACAAGCUGUGCGAUGUAACUUUGCGAGGCAUCAACUCUCAAAAUUCACAAAUCCUAGAUUUCAAUACUGUAUUGUCAUCCGUUGCACGAGUGGAAAGCCUUCAACAUCAGAUCCCCGGAUACCUCAGGUCAGUAUCGCAGUGCUUCAACUUCAAACAGCGCUGCGAACAUUCGGCGUUCCGGCUGCAUACUACGUUCCUAAUCGCAUGGCUUUGUCGUCCGGCUCUUCGUACCGGGGCAGCUACUGAAAUCAAUGCACACAUCCAGCCAGAAGUCGCAGAGAAGUGUAAGCAGAACUUAAUUGAAAGCGUGCGAGCAUUUUUGCAGCUACACUCCUUGAGCAUUGUAGCAUUACGAUCAUGGGCCAUGCUCCACAACGGUCUGAGUUCGGCCUUGUUAUUGGCGCUCAUUGGAGCAAAUCGCUGCUAUCCAGAGGUGGAUCAGCUGCACGACGAGGUUCUAGAAAUGUUCACCACGGAUUCAUCGGAGAGGAAUGGUGAAUCCGAGGGUAGCCUUAGAUUGUCCAAGUCUCACGCUCGUGCAAUCUCCGUGCUCGAAAGCUUACGCAAGUCAAGGCUUGCUAGUGAGCGACCUGCGUCUAGAAUGGUCGUAUCGAGCGCAUCGACAGAGCCUAGAAAUGGCACUGAGGAUAUGAAUUUCUCUCCGGUCGAUGCUACUACACAGGCUCUAGCUUCUUUGAAUGAUUUAGACGCCUCAAUGGACUGGUCUGAAAUGUCGCCAUUGGAGCUUUUUGACACUAUACUGUCGGAUGGCCACCAAUGGCCAAACGACGAAUUUUACGCACUAUAAGCCGUAAGAUUGGAUGUGAUGAGUUGGGAUUCAUCGAGCCAAGACGCACCCCCUUUUGCCUUGGCUUUUGACUUGCUAUUGCAACUCAAACGCAGGGCUUUGGGGUUGA